AUGAAUCCAGCAUUAAUUCAUGAUAAAUUAUUCAUUAAAACAUUCUGGGAGCAAAAAAUUUUGACACAUGAGAGGAAGACGGUAACCGAAAAAGAAAGGAUGAAGAACAGUGCCCUGUCAAAGCUCCGAGAUGAAUGGCUGGUGAGAAUUGAGAAUCGAACAAAACAUCUCAAGCCUUUUAAUGACACACAUGCUGCAAGAUCAGAAGCCAAGCAGGCGUUAAGAUGAGCUUCUCUGACUUGGCAUUCUUGGAAGCAGCAGC
Molecule: messenger RNA, 262 nt
Organism: Trichomycterus rosablanca
Lineage: Eukaryota; Metazoa; Chordata; Actinopteri; Siluriformes; Trichomycteridae
Product: protein FAM240C
Exons: 2
Coding region: 1-228 (75 amino acids)
Source: RefSeq, a predicted model, not a curated record